CCCGCACUACUCACAGAUGGAUGCGAGAUAACAGGCUCAACCAAGAUGUCUGCCUCUACUGCCAAUUCGCUCGCAUCAUUGCUCGCCCAGACGUCAUUCGAAGAUCACACAGAGUUGUUGAAAGCCGCCAAUGCUGAAAUCAAGAAAUCCAAGUCGGAUCUGAACGCUCACCAUGUGAGGGUAGUUGCUCUGCUCAAACUCGAUCGAUUUGAGGAUGCAGCUACUGUGUUCAAGGAUGUAGAGGCUCUGCGACAAAAAGCCCCGUUCGAAUACGCCUAUGCGCUAUACAAAACAGGGGACGCCGGGAAGGCUGUCGAGGUCGCGCAGGCCCAGAGCGUCAAGGGAGACCGUGGAAUAAAACAUGUGCUGGCCCAGGCUGCCUACCGAUCAGAGAGCUUCGCGCAAGCUAUGAACAUAUACCGAGAACUUGCCAGCCAAGGUGUAGAAGACGAAGAGUACGACAUUCGCAUCAAUUCGGGGGCAGUGGAUGCGCAAUUGGAAUGGGAUGGCCAAGGCGAACUCGCGCAGAAGAAGAAGCCUACGAGGGAGGAUCUCGAAGUGUUCGAAACGGCAUAUAAUGCGGCUUGUGGGAGCAUAGCGCGGGGUGAAUUGGCGCAAGGCGAAGUGUGCUUGAAGAGAGCCAUCAGCCUGUGUAGUGCGCUCGAGGAUCUGUCCGACGAGGAAAAAGCAGCCGAGAUUUUGCCUAUGACGGUACAGCACGUCUACAUAUUGACGCAACUAGGAAAGAUUGAAGAAGCGGAGCAGUUGGCCGCUACGAUUUCCGUCCACGAGAUCAAGGAAAUAUCCACCCGCUAUAUUGCUCAAGUGAACAGUAUCGCCGCUUCCAAGGAUAUUGCGAAUCCGUAUCUCUCGCACCGCCUCUUCCACUCCUCACCAGUUCCCUCCAAGACAGAUCAACACUUUUCUUUCCAAUCGAAUCUUCUAAAGCAAGAUGGAUACGUCAUGUCCCUUCUCUCACAGAAGACCGACGGCGUGGUAUCAUCCACAGAAAAGGUCAUUUCUGCGGCACCAACACCUACGCUAUCACCAGCCGUGAACAUGGCUGCUGUGCUCAAUGCAGCAGGCCAUGCAAGAAACGUUACUAGCGAGAAGGCCGCGCUAAAAGAAAUAUUACCUCUCCUCGAAAAGCGGCCCUCGGAUGUAGGUUUGAUACUAACUAUUACACACCUCUACGUAUUGAUGGGCAAUUACGCUGCCGCUACUCAACUGUUGGAAACCUUCUUCAAACGUCUCGAGCAAUCGGGCACAGCGACUGACCUCGACGUCCGUUUCGCCCCUGGUCUGAUCGCAACCCUUGUCUCCCUCUAUACACAGCAAGGCCGACCGGGCGCCUCGCGCUCCGAAUUAGCAAAAGCAGCAGAGUACUGGCGCAAGCCGCACAAGUCCGAGACAGCAGCCCCCUCCAAGGCUCUCAUGGUUGCUGCCGCCACCGCUCUCCUCGACACGCACAACGCAGACAACACAAAGCUGGCUGGUGAAAUAUUCAAGGGCUUGCACGAACAGGACGAUGAGGACCGAGCCGCCAUCGCCGGCCUGGUCGCCGCAUACUCCAUCACGGACCCGGAAAACCUCUCGCAGGACCUCGUCGCAUACCUUCCCGAGCCCUCAAGGCUCAUAUCGGACAUCGACGCCGCGGCCCUUGAGGAGGCCGGCGUACCCAUCGGUACUCUAGCCACCACAUCAGUUGCACAAAACCCCUUGACUGCCGAGUCUCGCAAGCGCGCUGCCGCCGCCACGACCUCCAAGACUGUGCCCUCAAAGGCGAAGCGCAUACGCAAGGCCCGCAUGCCAAAGGAUUUUGACCCGAACAAGAAGAUGGACGCUGAGCGUUGGCUGCCGAUGCGGGAUCGUAGCUACUACCGACCUCGAGGGAAGAAGGGCAAGAAGCGUGCCGAUGGCUUAACGCAGGGCGGCGCUGUCAGCGAGGAGAAGGGCAGUCCGGCGCCGCAGGUGCAGAAGGCUGGAGGUGGUGGAGGCGGAGCUAACAAGAAGAAGAAGAACAAAGGCAAGAAGUGA
This is a messenger RNA of Periconia digitata, 2037 nucleotides long. NCBI's taxonomy places the organism in Eukaryota, Fungi, Ascomycota, Dothideomycetes, Pleosporales, Periconiaceae. The record is from the annotation of a GenBank genome assembly.